AACACAACAAAUAACCGAAUUUCAAAUUCUACCCGUCUCUAUCUCGCACAGUUUCUUCUGUUCGUUUACUACUAUAAAACUUGAAAAUUACGGGUGUCUGUAUAUCUGUAUCAUCUGACGAACUUGAAGUUUCUCCCACCAAAAACCCACUUCAAUUCAUUUCUCAGAAGUGAAGAAAACCCACUUCACUCAUAAACCCCCAAUUUCAAUCCUCAGAAGUCGAUAUUGCAAUGAUUAAAUUGGAGAACUGAGCAAAACCCAUUUCGAUUCGACCAAAACCCACUUCAAACCACUUGACAUACACUGAAUUGGUGCAUAGUUAAGUAAGUGGGUCUUUGGGUCGCCGGAGGAAUUUUUUUUAAAAAAUGGCGUCGGCGUUUGUGCCCAACGAAAUGGCUCGGGCGGCGAGCAGCCGCCAGGGCUGGUCGGCAACGGGAAGUCGCCGGAGCAGCAGGGCGGGGAGCAUAAGGGAGGUGUGGCAGGGGGUGCCGGACGUGUUCGAGAGGAACAGCACACGGCGGGGGACAGUGGCGGACGACGAGGAGGAGCUGAAGUGGGCGGCGAUAGAGCGGCUGCCGACGUACGACCGGUUGAGGAAAGGGAUGCUGAGGCAGGUGAUGAGCAACGGGAGGGUUAUGGCGAACGAGGUGGAUGUUACUAAUCUUGAGGCUCAGCACAAGAAGCAGCUGAUGGAGAGUAUCUUGAAAGUUGUUGAAGAUGACAAUGAGAGGUUCCUCUUGAGGCUGCGUGAUCGAACCGACAGGGUGGGAAUUCAAAUUCCACAGAUCGAAGUGCGAUUCCAGAAUUUGUCGGUAGAGGGAGAUGCAUAUGUUGGGACUAGAGCUCUUCCAACUCUGCUCAAUUCCUCCCUGAAUGCAAUUGAGGGAGCUCUUGGAAUGAUUGGACUUUCUCCAUCUAAGAAAAGUGUAAUCAACAUUCUCAAGGAUGUGAGUGGAGUUAUAAAACCAUCAAGGAUGACACUGCUUCUUGGGCCUCCUGGCUCUGGAAAAACAACAUUGCUACAAGCCCUUGCGGGGAAGUCUGAUGAUAGUCUUAGGGUAACUGGGAAUGUGACCUACUGUGGGCAUGAGUUCAAGGAAUUUGUUCCCCAGAGAACAUCUGCUUAUAUCAGCCAGCACGAUCUUCACUACGGUGAGAUGACUGUUCGCGAGACACUGGAUUUCUCUGGGCGUUGCUUGGGAGUCGGAACCAGGUAUGAAAUGCUCACUGAGCUGUCGAGGAGAGAGAAAGAAGCGGGUAUUAAGCCUGACCCCGAGAUCGAUGCGUUUAUGAAAGCCACGGCUGUGGCUGGCCAGGAAACCAGUUUGAUCACUGAUUAUGUGCUCAAGAUCCUUGGAUUGGAUAUUUGUGCUGAUAUCAUGGUGGGUGAUGAUAUGAGAAGGGGCAUUUCUGGUGGACAAAAGAAGCGUGUGACUACCGGGGAAAUGUUGGUCGGACCAGCAAAAGCAUUUUUCAUGGAUGAAAUAUCCACAGGGCUAGACAGUUCCACCACCUUUCAAAUAACCAAGUUCAUGAGGCAAAUGGUUCACAUAAUGGACGUAACCAUGGUCAUCUCCCUCCUUCAGCCUGCACCCGAAACAUUCGAUCUUUUCGACGACAUAAUCCUCCUUUCGGAAGGCCAAAUCGUCUACCAAGGCCCACGAGAAAACAUUCUCGAGUUCUUUGAGUACACUGGAUUUAUAUGCCCACAGAGAAAAGGAAUUGCAGAUUUUCUACAAGAGGUUACUUCCAAAAAAGACCAAGCACAGUAUUGGUUCAAAAAGAACCAACCUUAUAGAUUUGUCUCAGUACCUGAAUUCGCAAGGGCCUUCAAUUCUUUCAAAAUCGGGCAACAGAUCUCUGAAGAACUUAGAGUUCCUUACGACAAGUCCAGAGCCCAUCCGGCGGCUUUGGUGACUGAAAAAUACGGAAUUUCCAACUGGGAACUUUUCAGGGCAUCUUUUGCAAGGGAAUGGCUACUGAUGAAGCGGAACUCUUUCAUUUAUAUUUUCAAGACAACACAGAUAACGAUAAUGGCAACAAUUGCACUGACUGUCUUUUUGAGGACGGAAAUGAAAGCGGGUGCACUUGGGGAUUCUGCGAAAUUCUGGGGAGCCUUGUUUUUCAGUCUAAUCAACGUGAUGUUUAACGGAAUGGCGGAGCUUGCGAUGACGGUUUUUAGGCUUCCAGUGUUCUACAAACAGAGGGAUAGCUUGUUUUACCCUGCUUGGGCUUUUGGCUUGCCCAUUUGGCUCCUUCGGAUUCCUAUAUCGUUCAUGGAGUCUGGGAUAUGGGUCAUUCUUACUUAUUAUACAAUUGGGUUCGCACCAGCUGCUAGUAGGUUCUUCAAACAGUACCUGGCUUUCUGUGGUGUGCAUCAGAUGGCUCUCUCUCUCUUCCGAUUCCUUGCUGCUGCCGGAAGAACUGAGGUUGUUGCGAACAUGUAUGGGUCCCUCACCUUGCUAUUGGUUUUCGUGCUUGGAGGCUUCAUCGUUGCCAAAGACGACAUUAAACCAUGGAUGAUAUGGGGCUACUAUGUCUCUCCUAUGAUGUAUGGACAGAAUGCCAUAGCUAUCAACGAAUUUCUAUCCGAAAGAUGGAGUGGGCCCGUCAAUGGCUCUUCCUUGACAGUUGGAAAGACCCUUCUUAAGGAAAGAGGCCUCUAUACGACCGAAACAUGGUACUGGAUAUGCAUUGGAGCACUUAUUGGGUUUUCGCUGAUUUUCAAUGCUCUUUUCAUAGUUGCGCUGACGUAUAUGAAGGUUCCUGGUGAUUCUAAAGCUGUAAUUGUGGAAGAGGAAGAUCAAGAUAAUAUUGAGCGGCAAAUUUCAUCUAAUGGUGAAGGUAUAGCCAUGGAUGUGAUAAAUCCUCAGGGAAACACCAGCUCCAUAGUUGGUGCUGGAAAUACACAAGCUACAACAGGAAUGGUUCUUCCUUUUGAGCCCCUUUCACUGGCUUUCAACCAUGUAAAUUACUAUGUGGAUAUGCCCGCGGAAAUGAAGGAUCAAGGAAUUGACGAAACCCGCCUGCAGUUGUUAAGAGAUGUUAGUGGUGCCUUUAGGCCAGGUAUCCUUACAGCACUAGUGGGAGUCAGUGGUGCUGGAAAGACUACACUGAUGGAUGUCUUGGCUGGAAGAAAGACAGGGGGGUAUAUUGAAGGAAGCAUUAGCAUUUCAGGUUUCCCAAAGAACCAAACAACAUUUGCCCGAGUCAGCGGUUACUGCGAGCAGAAUGACAUCCAUUCCCCGUUUGUCACUGUUUACGAAUCUCUUUUGUAUUCUGCCUGGCUGCGUCUUGCUAAGGAUGUCAAUACUGAAACACGAAAGAUGUUUGUCGAGCAAGUCAUGGACUUGGUUGAGCUCAAUCCUCUAAGAAAUGCUCUAGUUGGGCUGCCAGGGGUGGACGGUCUUUCAACUGAACAAAGAAAGAGGCUAACAAUUGCUGUUGAGUUGGUUGCAAAUCCCUCCAUCAUUUUUAUGGACGAGCCCACAUCAGGCCUUGAUGCUAGAGCUGCUGCAAUCGUCAUGCGUACCGUAAGAAACACGGUGGAUACCGGGCGAACUGUUGUUUGCACAAUUCACCAACCUAGCAUCGACAUUUUUGAAGCUUUUGAUGAGCUGCUGUUGAUGAAGAGAGGAGGACUAGUGAUAUAUGCUGGACCUCUCGGUCGCCAGUCUCACAAGCUGGUUAAAUAUUUCGAGGCGGUUCCCGGGGUUCCAAAGAUUAAAGACGGUUACAAUCCAGCUACUUGGAUGCUAGAUGUCAGCUCGGCUGCAGCAGAGGCUCAACUUGGUGUUGACUUCGCGGAUAUCUAUGCCAAUUCCAGCCUCUAUCGGAGAAAUCAAGAGCUUAUAGAGGAGCUAAGCACGCCGGCACUGGGUUCAAAGGACCUCUACUUCCCUACUCAAUUCUCACAAUCGUUCCUAACUCAAUGCAAGGCUUGUUUCUGGAAGCAAAACUGGUCUUACUGGAGGAACUCGCAGUACAACGCUAUCAGAUUCUUCAUGACGAUGGUCAUCGGUCUUAUGUUCGGUAUCAUCUUCUGGAAAAAAGGAAACCAAAUACACCAGCAACAAGACUUGCUUAACCUGCUGGGAGCUACUUAUUCUGCUAUCCUUUUCCUUGGAGCCUCCAAUGCUGCCGCGGUCCAAUCUGUUGUCUCGAUUGAAAGAACAGUGUUCUACCGUGAAAGAGCAGCAGGAAUGUAUUCAGAGUUACCUUAUGCAUUUGCUCAGGUGGCUAUCGAAACAAUUUAUGUUGCGAUUCAGACCUUUGUUUACUCUCUUCUUCUUUACUCGAUGAUUGGGUACCAGUGGACACCAGUGAAGUUCUUAUAUUUCUACUACUUCAUAUUCAUGUGCUUCACCUACUUCUCAAUGUACGGGAUGAUGGUUGUCGCGUUGACUCCUGGCCCUCAGAUUGCUGCUAUUAUCAUGUCCUUCUUCCUCAGCUUCUGGAACUUGUUCUCUGGUUUCCUCAUCCCCAGGCCGCUCAUCCCCAUAUGGUGGAGGUGGUACUACUGGUGCUCUCCAAUCGCAUGGACAAUCUACGGCAUUUUCACAUCUCAAGUGGGCGACAAGACCUCGCCGGUUAUAAUCCCUGGUCAAACAUCGCUUCCUGUGAAUGAGUUCCUGCAAAAGAACUUGGGUUUCGAGCACAGCUUCCUUGUCCCUGUAGCUUUUGCCCAUGUUGGUUGGGUCCUCCUCUUCUUCUUCGUCUUCGCUUAUGGAAUCAGGUUCCUUAACUUCCAAAGGAGGUGACCAGAGAAGAGCUUCAUUCCACUUCUAAGAACUUUUGACACUGAAAAUUCUAAUGUCUGUAAAAAUUAAUGUGUAUAAUAUUAGUGAUCAGAGGGGAGAAAAGAAACUGCAGCCGGGAUCGAUUUUUUAUUUUUGGGUCACCUUUUCUACUACUUGUUCAGCAUUGAUUCUUUGUAGGCCUUUUUCUUCUACCGGUUCGGGAUUGAUUCUUUUUGGGCCUGUUGUAUGGUUAUUCUUGUAAAGCCUUGUUUGGAGCAACACAAAUCCAUGUUGUAAGUUGUACCUUUGUUCAAUAAUGGAUUUUGAAUUCUCUC
Rhododendron vialii is the source of this 5074-nucleotide messenger RNA. Its product is annotated as pleiotropic drug resistance protein 2-like. The record is from RefSeq and is a predicted model, not a curated record. Lineage: Eukaryota; Viridiplantae; Streptophyta; Magnoliopsida; Ericales; Ericaceae. Bases 366 to 4760 code for a protein of 1464 amino acids. Gene Ontology annotation, cellular component: membrane. Gene Ontology annotation, molecular function: ABC-type transporter activity; ATP hydrolysis activity; ATP binding. The transcript has 20 exons.